Messenger RNA from Phoenix dactylifera (date palm), 905 nucleotides. RefSeq names its product MICOS complex subunit MIC10-like. The record is from RefSeq and is a predicted model, not a curated record. NCBI's taxonomy places the organism in Eukaryota, Viridiplantae, Streptophyta, Magnoliopsida, Arecales, Arecaceae. Gene Ontology annotation, cellular component: mitochondrial inner membrane; MICOS complex; mitochondrion.
ACUAAUUUUUUUCCGAAGGCCUGUUUCUUGGAUGCCCUCCCCGCAAAGGUAAAAGGAAACCAAAGCGAGACGGAAGAGGAGCGGCCGAAAAGGAAUAAUAAAGAGGCUGAACGCCGAAGCCCGAAGGAAGGUCUAAUCGAUCGGCAAUGGCGGCAGAAAAGAAGCAGGCCGCGAUCCCCCCUCGCUACGACCUCGAUGCCAAGUGGGACGCCUGCCUCGAUCUCACCAUCCGCCGCUUCUUCUACUCCUCCCUCGCCGGCGCCUUCAGCGGUCUCCUCCUCUUCCGGAGUCCAACAACUCGAUGGGCAUCUGUAGCUUUUGGUGCUGGAGUGGGGAUUGGAACAGCAUAUACUGAAUGCUCUUACAUAUUUGAUGGUUCACCUCCAAAGUUGUCUCCAAAGGUUUCAGCUGUUCCUUCUGGUUCUACACAACUAAUGUUUGGAAAUGUUCAAGAAAAUGCUUUCAGAAAGGAGCUGGAGUUUCUACCAACAACAGAAGCAAAGUUGAAUCUGUUGCUUAAAACUUCUUCCAACAAAGUCUGCUUGGGCGAGGAUGUGUUUUCCCUGUAACUUUGAUUGUUAUACCCAUAAUAUGGAGGAAAAGAAGUGAAAGCAUGCCAAUGGAAUGCGAGAACCAUAGGAUGGAGAAAUUGGUUGGCAUUAAAGAGCUUGCUGUUGCUUUCUUUUUGUUUCUCGUGUAUCUGCAGCAUUUUUCUAUGGUUCCAAUACAUGUGAUACUCUUUUUGCUGAUUCUACAAGAAUACUGUAACAGUUGUGACUUUGGUUGAUUAUGGAGAGCAGAUAAUAAAUGCCUCCCAUGUAACCUGGUUACUGGUGGUACCUAUCUCUGCAGAGAAUAUUUUUGAAUAUUUAUGCCACAUAAUCACAACUCUACAAUCUUUUUUC